AUGCCGAACUUAUCGAGCGUAGCUGGCGAUAGUACCACCCUCGAAGAUGGCCUGUACGAAUCUUCUCAGCCGUCUUCACGAGCGUCUUCACCCGAAGUGGCGCGAGUGGCGCAUCCUGCCCCCGAGGACGACUCGUUUGCGGAGCUGCCUGAAGAGCUCAACCUCUACGAGCACCCUCGCUACUGCUUUCCCGAUGGCAACAUCGUAUUCAGGGUUGAAAACAACCUCUUCGUCCUGCACCGCUACCUCUUCACUCGCAAUACGUCGUGGUUCUCCUCCAAGUUUCACGAGAUGAACGAAGCACGCCCAGAGGAGCCUGAGUGGGAGAGCAUCUCCUGCAGCGACGGGUCCGUCAUCUACGUCAACUAUCAGCUGCGCCAAACGAGGACUACGCCACCACCGAAGAAGCGCCCCGCCAUGGCGCUGGAAUACUACCAACUGAAUCACGUUACAGUACGCGAGUUUGAAGCUUUCCUAUCGGUCCUGUAUCCGAGCAACGGCGUUGACAUCGACCUCGGGUCUUUCAACGACUGGGCCGCAGUCUUGCGUUUAUCGUCAGCAUGGAAGUUUGAUGCUCUUCGCAGGCUCGCGUUGGACCAGCUGGACCCUUUGAUUGAGCCCUAUGACCGCCUCAUCCUUGCACGAAUCUACGGCUUCCAAUCAUGGGUACUUCCUGCUUUGGAAGGCCUCGUACGACGCGACCGGCCCCUCUCACGCUCAGAGAUCAACGAGAUGGAAGCCGGCGAUAUCGCCACCAUCAUGGAAGCUCGCGAGCGCUACUACCUUCCUUCCAUCCUACUACAAGCAAAGUCGCGCACACCAACGCCCGAGCUGCAGCCUCGCGCGAGUACGCCUGCUUCCGUCAGGCUACCCCGCUCUCCGAGCGACUCUCCCACUCAGUCUCGUCCCGUAUCUGCGCAAGCUUCCCAACACGUGCCCGAAUCCGAGCAGGGUGAUCUCGACGACCCUUUCCUCCCAGAUCCUCCGCGUGCCGAGUCCAUUCACUCCGAAGCCGUCGAAGAAGCCGAAGCCGUCGAAGGAUCUGAAGCCGGACUCGACUCAGAGCUCACCGCCUUUCUCGAGGAUUCGCUGGCAGGAGAUGCGCUGCCGAAAGCGUUAAACGGCUUUUUCGCCAGCUUCAGGCGCUUGAACUACAUUACCAUGACGGCGUUCCACAUCGAGGAUGGAGAUGGACUUCGUGCGGCGAGCGUCCAACUUGCGAGCGCUAUCCAGGCGACGUUGGUGGGAAUGAUCGAGUCGGAAUGCCAUUGA
Molecule: messenger RNA, 1272 nt
Organism: Peniophora sp. CBMAI 1063
Lineage: Eukaryota; Fungi; Basidiomycota; Agaricomycetes; Russulales; Peniophoraceae
Source: the annotation of a GenBank genome assembly